AUGGGGCUUGAAAAGAUACUUUCGAUAUCAGAUCUUGAAUCUGCAGGGUCUAGGAAGCUCCCUAUAUCAACUAGAGAUUUCUUCAACUCUGGUGCAACAACCCAAGUGACAGUUCGCGAGAACUCAACUGCGUACCAAAAGUAUCGAAUUCUCCCCCGAGUUCUGAAAGAUGUGUCCAAUGUGAGCACUAAGAUCCCUCUGUUUGGUCGGGACAUCGCCUUCCCACUUUGUGUCUCGCCCGCUGGGCUACAGGCAAUGGCACACCCAGACGGCGAACUAGCGACAAGCAGAGCAUGUGCUAAGUACGGCGUCAAUAUGGGUAUCUCUUCCUAUGCCAAUCACACGGUGGAACAGAUCACCGCCGCCGGAAAGGCGAUAGGACCCAUUCAUCACGUCAUGCAGCUCUACUCAAUGAAGGAUCGCGAGAAGGAGGAACAAGUCGUUCGUCGUGCUGAGGCUGCUGGUUGCAAGGCUAUUUUUCUGACGGCUGACAGUCCCGUGCUGGGCGUACGGUAUAACGAAUGGCGGAGCGGGUUUCUGCCUCCGGCUGGCCUGGCGUAUCCAAUGAUGGGAAAAACAUCAGAGCAGAUUCAGCAACAGUCGCACGAUGAUGGGUUCAGUUCGUUCAAUAACGAUUCGCAUUCUUGGGCUGUGGAGAUUCCAUGGUUGCGCAGUAUUACUAAGAUGGAAAUCUGGAUUAAGGGUGUGUUGACGCCUGAAGAUGUGGAGACGGCUAUUGAGUAUGGAUGUGAGGGUGUGAUUAUCAGUAAUCAUGGUGGACGACAGCUUGAUGAGACGCCGGCAACCAUUGAUGUCCUUCCGGAUUGUGCGAAGGCUGCUCGAGGCCGAAUCCGCAUUCACAUCGAUGGAGGCAUUCGGUCAGGUACCGAUAUGUUCAAGGCUUUGGCUUUGGGUGCUGAAUGUUGCUGGGUUGGUCGUCCGAUGCUUUGGGGACUAGCAUAUAAUGGACAAGAGGGAGUGGAAUUGAUGCUCGACAUCCUCUAUCAAGAAUUCAAACGGUGCAUGCAGCUGGCGGGUUGUAAGUCCAUAUCUGAGAUCAGCGCUUCAAGCCUUGGUAUUUUCCGUUCAGAUGCUCCACUGGCAAGACUUUAA
Messenger RNA from Penicillium pulvis, 1113 nucleotides. Its product is annotated as alpha-hydroxy acid oxidase. The coding region runs from base 1 to 1113 and encodes 370 amino acids. Gene Ontology annotation, molecular function: oxidoreductase activity; FMN binding. Lineage: Eukaryota; Fungi; Ascomycota; Eurotiomycetes; Eurotiales; Aspergillaceae. The transcript is spliced from 3 exons. The record is from RefSeq and is a predicted model, not a curated record.